Molecule: messenger RNA, 6542 nt
Organism: Cinclus cinclus
Lineage: Eukaryota; Metazoa; Chordata; Aves; Passeriformes; Cinclidae
Gene: SMCHD1
Product: structural maintenance of chromosomes flexible hinge domain containing 1
Exons: 48
Coding region: 334-6252 (1972 amino acids)
Biological process (GO): chromosome organization; double-strand break repair
Cellular component (GO): chromosome
Molecular function (GO): protein binding; ATP binding
Source: RefSeq, a predicted model, not a curated record
CCUCUGCCCUCAAGGGGAUUAUCUGUAAGAGUUCUUUCUCCUUAAAAUUUCUGUUGCUCACUAGAGUGUAUUUUUAUUUUAUGCAGGUUAAAAAAAAAAAUUAAAACUACCCUAGUCUGGACAGAUUUGGCUAAAUUGAGAAAACAAGUGAUCCUAAAUUCAGCUGUGUUCUAAGAGAUUAUGUGAUUACUUAUCAGUAGCUUGUGACAAAGUAAAUAGACUGCACCUUUUGUUUUUGGAUUUUUUUUUUAAUGAAUCCGAAUAGUUUUUGGACUACUUAAUUAUCAUAACUAAAUAACCUUCAAUUUUUGUAGGCAUUUGACAUAUCUUCUGAUGAAACCUUUGUUAUCACAACAACAAAUAGGAAGGAAAUUACAGAAGAUAACUUCAAGGACCUCGUUCAGGAUGGAGUUACUUUAUAUGUGCUACAGUCAGUUGAUCAAAUGUUGCUUUUGGCAACUAAGGAACGAAUUGACUUUCUUCCCCACUAUGAUACACUUGUCAAAAGUGGCAUGUACGAGUACUAUGCCAGCGAGGGCCAAAAUCCUUUGCGAAACUGCAGCUUUGAGUCUGUCAUUUGCCCUUGCUGAAUUGAUUGACAAUUCUCUGUCAGCUACAUCUCAAAAUGCUGGUAUUCGGAGUAUACAGAUAAAAUUGUUGUUUGAUGAUUCCCAAGGAAAACCUGCUGUUGCUGUGAUUGAUAAUGGAAGUGGAAUGACUUCUAAACAGCUUAACAAUUGGGCUGUGUAUAGAUUGUCAAAGUUUACACGACAAGGUGACUUUGAAAGUGAUCAUUCGGGGUACGUACGCCCUUUGCCAGUGCCUCGUAGUUUAAAUAGCGAUAUCUCGUAUUUUGGAGUUGGAGGCAAGCAAGCAGUGUUCUUCGUGGGACAGUCUGCCAGAAUGAUAAGCAAACCUGCAACAUCUCAGGAUGUUCAUGAACUUGUCCUUUCUAAAGAGGAUUUUGAAAAGAAGGAGAAAAACAAAGAGGCAAUAUAUACUGGAUUCAUUCAAAAUAGAAAGCCAUCUGAUUCUACUCAUAUCACAAGUGAUGAUGAAAGAUUUCUUCAUAAUCUAAUAUUAGAAGAAAGGGAUAAAGAGAGUUUCACAGCAGUUGUCAUUACAGGUGUACAACCAGAUCACAUGCAGUACUUGAAAAACAACUUUCAUCUUUGGACAAGGCAGCUGGCACAUAUAUAUCACUAUUAUAUUCAUGGACCAAAAGGAAAUGAAACUAAUGCUGUAACAAAAGAAAUAAGCCCUUUCAACAACAUUGACAUUCAGAUUUCAAUGUUUGAAAAGGGAAAAGUACCAAAGAUGGUCAAUCUGAGGGAGAUCAAAGAUGACAUGCAGACAUUAUAUAUAAAUACUGCAGCUGAUAGUUUUGAAUUUAAGGCACAUGUUGAAGAAGAAGGUAUAGUUGAAGGCAUCAUCCGAUACCAUCCCUUCCUUUAUGAUAAAGAAACGUACCCUGAUGAUCCAUGUUUUCCAUCAAGAUUAAAUGAUGAUGAUGAUGACGACUGCUUCAUAGUAGAAAAAGGAGCCAGAGGAAAAAGGCCUAUUUUUGAAUGUUUUUGGAAUGGAAGAUUAAUACCAUACACGACUGUGGAAGAUUUUGAUUGGUGCGCUCCUCCAAAGAAGAGAGGAUUGGCACCGAUGGAGUGCUACAACAGAAUUUCUGGUGCGUUGUUUACCAAUGAUAAGUUCCAGGUCAGCACAAACAAACUCACUUUUAUGGAUCUGGAGCUGAAGCUGAAGGAUAAGAAUACUCUGUUCACAAGAAUCUUCAAUGGACAGGAGCAGCGAAUGAAAAUUGACAGGGAAUUUGCUCUGUGGCUCAAAGACUGUCAUGAAAAAUAUGACAAACAGAUAAAAUUCACAGUCUUUAAAGGAAUAACUGUACGCCCUGAUAUACCAUCCAAAAGAAUGCAGAGCCCUUGGACAACGUAUGCUGCAAUAGAGUGGGAUGGAAAAACAUACAAAACUGGACAGCUGGUGAAAACUCUUAAGACUCAUCCAAUACUCUAUGGAAGCAUUGAGAAAUUUUACUUGUAUGGAGAUCAUGAUGGGGAUAUAUUUGCCACUGGGGGAGAGGUCCAGAUUGCUUUGGAACCGCAGGCAUUGUAUGCUGAAACGAAAAUUAUUCCAAUCUCAAAACUUGACAGAACAGUGUCUGACAAAGUUGUUAAAAAAUACAUUGAGGAUGAAAUGGCAAGACUUCCUGACAAAUUAUCAGUAACAUGGCCUGAAGGAGAUGAGUUGUUACCAAAUGAAACAAGAUUUGCUGGUACACCAAUAGGAGCAUUAAGAAUAGAAAUUCUAAAUAAAAAAGGAGAAGCAAUGCAAAAACUUCCAGGUACAAGCCACGGAGGUUCAAAGAAACUUCUUGUUGAACUCAAGGUUAUUUUGCAUUCACCUACUGAGAAUAAAGAAAUAAUUUCCCAUAUCAGUCAGCAUGGAGGCAAGUGGCCAUACUGGUUUAAAAAAAUGGAAAAUCUUCAGAAACUUGGUAACUACUCCUUGAAACUGCAAGUAGUAUUGAAUGAAAGUAAUGCAGACACUUAUGCAGGAAGGCCUCUGCCAUCUAAAGUAUUUAAAUUUACUAUUGUGGAGGGCAAACCAGAGAAAUUUUUGGUGGGUCUCUUGGAGCUUCCGUUUCGAAUUGGAGUACCUUUUAGUAUUCCUUUGGAAUUGCAGGAUGAAUUUGGUCAUACAACCCACUUGACAAAUCGCAUUAGACCAAUUCUGGAAGCUAGUGGAUUAACAUUGAAGCAUGAAGACAUACUUGUGGCAGCAAAGUGUGUCAUUAAGGGUGUUACUGCUACAGGCUGUGUAAAUAGUUGCCAGGGCAAGAACUUUAAUCUGAAGAUUACUCUUCCUGGUUUGAAAGAAGAUACACAAGUCAUUAAAAUAAGAUUGCAGCCUGGCCCUCCUCAUCAAUUGAAAGUAAAGCCAGAUUCGGAAAUUCUGAAGAUUGAAAAUGGUACAGCUUUUCCCUUUCAGGUUGAAGUAGUGGAUGAAUCAGGAAAUAUAACAGCACAGCCAGAGUUGAUUGUUCAUUGUAAGUUUUUAGGUUCUUCAGACCUUCCUGUGUAUUCUGUGGACUGCAGUAAUGGAGGAACAAACAUUUUAACUGGUCCAGUUAUACAUGUACAGAAUAUCAAGAAAGACCAGAUACUGAAAGCAAGGUUUGAAGUACUUGAUUGCAAAGAUGUGCCACCAGUGGAAAAGAUUAUAAAACUUCUUCCUAGCAGUCAUGUUGCAAGACUACAGGUCUUAAGUAUGAACGGACAAAAGGCUCUUCAGAUUAAACAUCAGGAUGAAAUCAGUUGUGUUGCUGGCCAAGUCAUGAACAAACUUAUAUUUCAGAUGUAUGAUGAAGCAGAAAGGGAAAUACCCAUAACUGCAGCUGCUGCAGAAAAAAUCAAGGUUAACUGGACACCUAAAAUUGACAGAGAGCUGUUGAUGCAGGGAUUAUUACCUGAUGUAAAAGUACCAACUUCAGUAAAAGAUGUACGUUACUGUCUAAUUACUUACCUUGAUGAGCACGUCUCUCUGGAGAGUGCAUUCACAGUCAGACCAGUUCCUGAUGAACCCAAACACAUUAAAUGUAAACUAAAAGGCUCAAACACACUGCAGUUGGGUGAAGAACUGCAGAGUGAAAUCGAUGUAAUGAUUACAGAUCAGUUUGGAAAUCAGGUUCAGACAGUGACAUCUGCAUGUGUAAAUUCCCUAGGAGUUUCUGGGCCUGGACUUGAUAAAUCAAAUCUGAAAAUAACUUGGCAGGAAAGUACUCAAACGAUGAAAGUAAAAGGUAUUCGAUAUAAACCUUGUUUACUUGGAAACAAAGAAUUGUGCUUCGCAUGGCGUGAAUUUUCUGACUUUAUCAGAGUGAAUUUAGUAGCAGGAUCCCCAGCUAAAUUGCAGUUUGUGGAUUGGCCAGAGUUAGAAAAGCCUGUUUCAGUGAUUAAUGGUAGAGAAUUGCAGAGGCCCCUUAUUGUUCAGUUGUGUGAUCAGUGGGGAAAUCCAACUCCUGAACCUAAUGUCAAAAUCAGCCUUACAAAGAGUAACAACUUAAAGCUUGUUCCUUCAAACCAGCAACAUAAAACAGAUGACACUGGUAGGGCUAACCUGGGAGUUUUUACUAUUCAUGCACCUAGGGGAGAGCACAUUUUGCAGCUUAAAGCCUCACACAACAAGACUGUAUUAGAUUGUCUUGUAAUUACACUAAAUGUCCUCCCUGAUCCUGAGAAACCUGUCUGCUUGAAUGUUAAAUAUGACAAAAGUCCUUCUUUUCCAGCAGGAGGUACCUUCCCUGAUUUUAUGGUUAGUGUUCUUUCUGAAGAUGACACCAUUAUGAAAAAUAUUAAUCCAGCUCGGAUUUCUAUGAAAAUGUGGGAAGCACAGAGCAGUCGGGUUAGGACACUGAUUGAUGUUACAACGUUUAGCUGUAGUAAAGUGAAGGAUGACAAGGAAGACAGCUUCUUCUACUUCAGGGAUAAAGUGGUUCCGGAGAGAGUAGGCACUUACGUUAUCCAGUUUACCUUUGCAAUGGAUAAGACAAACAUGCUCAACAGUGAACAGAUUAUAGUUGAAGUUGUACCUAAUGACCCUGUACGCUUGUUACCUGAUUCUUUACCAGCUACUCCAGCAGUUUCCAAUGUUCGAGCUCUUACCAGCCGUACACUGGUCAAGGAUUUAUACCUCCAUUUAAUGGAUGAAUACAACAACCACACUGGAUUUGAUCUAGUUGGCAGAAUAAUAGCAAAAAUUAGAAGCCCCAAUGAAGAAGAUAUAGAGAUCCCGCAGUUUCAUGGGAAAGUUGAUAGAGUAGAGUUUCCAUUGGAGAAUGGAUCAGCUGAAAUUAAUUUAGUGCUGGCUGAAGACAGUCCUGGAAGAGAUAGCACUGAAUAUAUUCUUGUCUUUGAGCCACAUCUGCCAGCUUUGAAAAAGCCUUUGGAACCAUAUUGUCUCUCAUUUAUGUUUUACAACGAUUUCAAGAGGCAGCAGCUGAUGACAACACUGACCAGGGAGAAAGACCAAUUGUCUAAGUCCAUAGAUCUUUACAGAAAGAUGUUUGAUACUACCAAUCAGCUCGUAGCUGAAAUGAAAUGUCAGGUUAAAGAAGCUGAAGCAAGAGAAGCCGUCCUGAAGAAUGAACUGAAAAAGCACCAAAUUGAAUUACCACAGAAGAACACACUUCAGUAUGUAGAUUCUCUUAUUAAAAAAAAGAUGUUGGAACAAGAAGGAGUAAUGAAGCAGCCAAGGAGAACUUGUACCCUCCCAAACUAUCCAAAAGGCAACCAGGAUGUUCUAGGCAAGAUUGCACAUUUAGCUCAAAUUGAGGAUAAUGAAGCUGCAAAAGUUAUUUCUUGGCACCUGGCAAGUGACAUGGACUGUGUAGUCACAUUGACCACAGAAGCUGCUCGUUCUAUCUUCGAUGAAACUCAAGGUCGACAACAAGUGUUACCCCUUGAUUCCAUUUACAAGAAGACACUUCCAGAUUGGAGCAGACCUUUACCUCACUUGAAAAACGGAAGAACCUUCUUCAGACCUAUUGGAAAUCCUGUAUUUGCCAGAGAUCUGUUAACAUUUCCAGAUAACAUAGAGCAUUGUCAAACAGUGUUUGGUAUGCUCCUGGGUGAUACUAUCAUUAUAGAUAACUUGGAUGCUGCCAACCACUACAGAAAAGAGGUUGUAAAAAUUACACACUGCCCUACCUUGCUGACUAGGGAAGGAGACAGGAUUCGGAGCAAUGGAAAAUUUGGAGGCCUGCAGAAUAAAGCUCCUCCAAUGGACAAACUCAGAGGAAUGGUAUUUGGAGCACCAGUGCCAAAACUUUACUCUACUUUCUCUGGACAGAUAGAUCUUCUUCAGCAGUACCGUGCAGCAGUGAUUAAACUUGACAAUGUGAAUAAGGACCUCGAUUUACAUUUGCAGUCACUGAACACUCCAGAAAUGCAAAAGAAAAAACAGGAACUUGCUGAACAAGAGAAAAACCUCAAGAUAGUAAAACAAAAAUUGGGUAUGACUCCUGCUUUAUCAGAUAAAGGUGCUGAAUCAUUACUUCAGCCUGUCAUGUUAGAUACAUCUGACACCCCCAUUCCUCCCAAAAGAAUGCGAAGAGAGACAGUGAAAAAACUGUACGACUCAGAAGAAUGGAUCUCCUCUCCUGCAAAACAGCAGCAACAGCAAGUGCUGCAAAUGGCUCCUUCAGAACUUAAUGGAACUCCACGAAAAAGAAAGGCAUAGGCUGAUCAGACUUGCUGGGAAGAACUGUGUAUUGAAAAUGUGAAUACAUUCAGUUAAAGUAAAUACUCAUGUGGUAUUACUAUUACUCUGAAGAUUUUUAUACAGAUAGAAGAUAAAAAUGUUAGUAGGAACAAAAGCUUAAGUAUUUAACACUGAUAGCCCAAUUUUUGUAUAGUUAAUUUUCAUUUCUAAAAGCUUUCAGAGUUUUUAUGUUCAUGUGUGAAAAAAAGUUUAAAAUAUAUUCUUUUUUUAUUUAUAAAAAAAUGAUCUUUUCAAUAAAACUGCUUCAG